UAUUCAUGUUGCCAUCGUGCAGUACUGCAGGUUGCCGCUUUGGUGAGGAUUGCCUCUUCACCCACGACUUCCCUGGCGGCUACCAGGCCGUCGCAAACCUGGGCAGCCUGGGCGGUGAAGCUCCUUCGCAAGGCGAGAAGGAACUUUCCGAGCAUCUGCCCCAGGACAACUCAGCGCCACCACACAUAGAGCAAGGGACCGCUGGUCGCCACGCACCUCCACUGGCGCCCAACCCCGGCAAGGCAGCUCCGGCGGGUUUCGGCGCUCCGGCGACGGCCAGGAUCACCGUGGACGCGUCCCUUGCAGGCGCCGUCAUCGGGCGUGGCGGAGCGACCAUAAGGCAGAUAUCCCGGAUCACCGGCGCCAGGCUGUGCAUCCGUGACCACGAGUGCGACGCCGGAUUGAAGAACGUGGAGCUGGAGGGCACGCCCGAUCAGAUCAGGCACGCCAGCGCUAUGGUCUGGGAGCAUCUCCCGGUGCCGGGCGGAGGGCGAUAUAACGGCGUCAAGGCCAGGCUGUGCGCGCACUUCGCCAGAGGGUCCUGCACCUAUGGCGACGGCUGCCGCUUCGCCCACAGCGAGAGCGAGCUCCGCAGGCCGGCUCCUGCUGCUCCUAGAGAUCCGUGUGGUUGGUAGCGAUCCAUCGACCGCGUCAGUGUAACUCACAUGGGAUUAUGCCGUCCAGUUGAUUUCAUAAUGCAUUUUAGUCAUGACUUUUAUCAGCAUGUUUUUUUUUUGUGAACAAGCAUGUUCUGUUUUCAGUACUGUAAUUCAUUUUCUCGAGUAUCUGUACUAUAAAAAAUUGAGAGGUUUUAGGGUA
Aegilops tauschii subsp. strangulata is the source of this 819-nucleotide messenger RNA. Its product is annotated as zinc finger CCCH domain-containing protein 14-like. The record is from RefSeq and is a predicted model, not a curated record. NCBI's taxonomy places the organism in Eukaryota, Viridiplantae, Streptophyta, Magnoliopsida, Poales, Poaceae. Gene Ontology annotation, molecular function: metal ion binding; RNA binding.